Cololabis saira (Pacific saury) is the source of this 1558-nucleotide messenger RNA. It is a transcript of the gene smarcb1a, whose product is annotated as SWI/SNF related, matrix associated, actin dependent regulator of chromatin, subfamily b, member 1a. The coding region runs from base 73 to 1194 and encodes 373 amino acids. The transcript has 9 exons. Gene Ontology annotation, biological process: chromatin remodeling; regulation of transcription by RNA polymerase II. Gene Ontology annotation, molecular function: transcription coregulator activity. Gene Ontology annotation, cellular component: nuclear chromosome; nucleus. The record is from RefSeq and is a predicted model, not a curated record. Lineage: Eukaryota; Metazoa; Chordata; Actinopteri; Beloniformes; Belonidae.
AAGCAUUCUGGGAAAUGUAGGAGCCCACUGCGUGCGCAUGCGCGGCGGCUGUGAGCUUUGUCGUGGGUCAGUAUGGCGCUUAGCAAGACUUUUGGACAAAAACCGGUCAAAUUUCAGCUCGAGGAGGAUGGAGACUUUUAUAUGAUAGGUUCAGAAGUGGGAAACUACCUCCGUAUGUUCAGAGGCUCGCUCUAUAAACGGUACCCGUCACUAUGGAGAAAACUGGCAUCGGUAGAAGAGCGGAAGAAAAUUGUGGACUCAUCACACGAUCAUGGUUACACUCAGCUGGCCACCAGUGUGACGCUGCUGAAGGCGUCAGAGGUGGAGGAGAUCCUUGAGGGAAACGAUGAGAAGUACAAAGCUAUCUCCAUCAGCACUGAACCCCCCGCCUACCUCAGGGAACAGAAGGCGAAGAGGAACAGUCAGUGGGUUCCCACGCUGCCCAACAGUUCUCACCACCUGGACGCGGUGCCCUGCUCCACCAUCAUCAACCGCAGCCGAAUGGGCCGAGACAAGAAGAGGACCUUCCCUCUGUGCUUUGAUGACCACGAUCCAGCAGUAAUCCAUGAAAAUGCAACUCAAACUGAAGUUCUCGUUCCGAUCCGUCUGGACAUGGAGAUCGAGGGUCAGAAACUCAGAGAUGCUUUCACCUGGAACAUGAACGAGAAGCUUAUGACGCCUGAGAUGUUCUCAGAAAUCCUGUGUGACGACCUGGACCUGAACCCGCUGGCCUUCGUCCCUGCCAUCGCUUCUGCCAUACGACAGCAGAUCGAGUCGUACCCGACGGACAGCAUCCUGGAGGAGCAGACGGACCAGAGGGUGAUCAUCAAGUUGAACAUCCACGUGGGGAACAUUUCCCUGGUGGACCAGUUUGAGUGGGACAUGUCCGAGAGGGAGAACUCUCCAGAGAAGUUUGCCCUGAAGCUUUGCUCCGAGCUGGGCCUGGGCGGAGAGUUCGUCACCACCAUCGCCUACAGCAUCCGCGGUCAGCUGAGCUGGCACCAGAGGACGUACGCCUUCAGCGAGAACCCUCUGCCCACGGUGGAAAUAGCCAUUCGAAACACAGGUGAUGCUGACCAGUGGUGCCCCCUGCUGGAGACCCUGACAGACGCAGAGAUGGAGAAGAAGAUCAGAGACCAGGACAGAAACACAAGGCGAAUGAGGCGGCUGGCGAACACGGCACCAGCGUGGUAGACGACGCAGCAUCGGUGCCCCCUAAAGGAAAUCCCGAGGUAUUCUGCAGAUGGAAGUUCCUCCAUCCCGCGCUGGACGUCCUCUCCGCUCCGCCGGGAACUCAAUCAGCCAAGUUCCUGUUGUUUUUUUUUUAAAUCAUGAAUAUUCUGUUCGUCGAAGGCCCCGUUAGAAAACCCUCCUCCGUGUUUCCCUCCCGACCCUCAGCGUGGACAAGCUGCUCUCUUUGACCACUGACUCUUUAUCCAACCACAGAGGGAGAAAAAACACACACACCAAUCUCAGAUAAUAUAUUGUGUUGUAUUUGUUGUCUUUUUGUACAUUUUAAUAAUUCUUACAAAAUAAAAAAAAAUAUGAAAGAACUUGA